This is a messenger RNA of Prosopis cineraria, 1867 nucleotides long. Its product is annotated as chloroplast envelope membrane protein. Lineage: Eukaryota; Viridiplantae; Streptophyta; Magnoliopsida; Fabales; Fabaceae. Gene Ontology annotation, cellular component: membrane. The coding region runs from base 283 to 1572 and encodes 429 amino acids. The transcript has 8 exons. The record is from RefSeq and is a predicted model, not a curated record.
AUAGCAAGCACCUGAAUCAGCAAUCCAUGAGACCAUGACCAUGACGGGGGAUCUCGAAGUGGAUGAAGAAUUUACCUUUUAUACGAAAUUUUAUUGGAUAAUCUAGAAAACGUGGCUGCACGAGGGCCGUGCCCUGGAGUUUGAGACUUUGAGUAGGCUGGGGUGACGUCGUCACUCACGAAAAACCUUGGUAAAAGUUGCAGAAUGAGCCUUCACUUGGGUUUUCAAGGAUUUUCUGGUGCUUCGUUGCUUUGAGAAACUGAACAAUGUGGGGAUAUAUUUAUGUUAUUAAUGAGCACUUCCAUUGUGUUAGGCGACAACUUAAUGUUUUUCAAACAGAAAACGGCUUUGAACUCCAUGUUUUUGCAUGAUUCAUCAAAAUUUGUGAUUCAGUUGAGCAGUAAACGAAGUCGGCUUAGUGGGUUUAUUUCAAAUGCGGAAAAGCACAACCAUUCAAGGAAAAGCAGUUGGUGGAAGAAAUUCUUUUUCGAUGAUGAUGGGAAUUGGCUUGGUUUGAAGGAAGAUGAUAUGCUUGAAGGUGAGUCAGAUAGCUCAGAUUCAGAAAAUAUAUCUGACGGAGAGAAGUUUGAGGCGUGGAGGCAGAGAGCUGAAGCAAUUAUAGAGUUGAGGGAAGCCCAAGAAGACAAGAGUAACGAAGAGCGCAGGAGAUGGGGGGAUUGGCUUUUGGAUGAGACCAACCAGGAUUACAUUUCUUCUUGGAGUCAAGAUUGGGACAAUGAGACGAAGGAGUCUGAGGAGAAGGUGCGAGAUGAUUCUAAUGUUGCUUCUGCUGAAAAGGGGCUGGUAGAGUCUCUGAGGUAUUUGAUUUUGGGAGGGGAAGACGAUGACAUGCUAUAUGAAGAUCGUGUUUUUCAGUAUGCCUCAUCAAAUUCAGCUAAGUUUUUGGCGGUGUUGAUUAUCAUUCCUUGGGCAAUUGACUUUCUGGUUCAUGACUAUAUGCUCAUGCCAUUUUUAGACAGAUAUGUAAAGACUGUACCACUUGCAGCCCAAAUGCUUGAUGUAAGGAGACAUCAAAAACUUCAAAUGAUUGAGGAAUUAAGAACUGAGAGGGGACGGUUUCAGCUUGAAGUAGAGAUUGGUAAAUCUCCACCUCUUAAUGAUGAGGAAAUUUGGUGGGAGUUAAGGCAAAAAGCAUUAGAAUUGAGAGAUGAGUGGAGACUUGAGAACCGUAGAGCAUUUGCCAACAUCUGGUCAGAUAUGGUUUACGGGAUCACUUUAUUUAUUCUUUUAUACUUCAAUCAGAGCAAAGUUGCCUUGCUCAAAUUUACUGGUUACAAAAUAAUAAAUAAUAUUUCAGAUACUGGGAAGGCAUUUCUAAUUAUACUUGUCACAGAUAUAUUCUUAGGGUAUCAUUCUGAAUCUGGUUGGCAAACUUUGAUAGAGAUAAUUGUUGAGCAUUAUGGGCUUGAAGUUGAUCAGGCUGCUAUUACAAUUUUUGUUUGCCUGGUCCCAGUUAUCAUCGAUGCAUGUGUGAAACUCUGGUUAUUUAAAUUCCUUCCAAGAUUAUCCCCAAGGGUGGCAAAUAUAUUUCAGGAAAUGAAACGUCACUAGGUGAAUUUUGCAAUUGGGCUUGCAGAUCUUCUUCAGCAAUAUGAAGUUGGCUUUGUCGCAUAAUAAUUUGUGUUUUUAACAUAGUAUUUAUCUUUCCAUGCAAUUCUUUAUACAGCCAUGUUUAAGUUGAGCUACUCUCAGGGCACAAAUAAAAGGCCAGGCAGAUUCACCAUGACAAGAUUGUAUAAUAGCAUUCUUUGCCAGUGGUGGCUACCAUGCUGCCAAUUGUCAUGUAUGACUAGCUUGCCAGUUGUAUUCUGAUGCAAAAGAACUGAUAUGAAAGUUUUGAAGUACA